This is a messenger RNA of Cyprinus carpio (common carp), 961 nucleotides long. RefSeq names its product fibroblast growth factor 10. NCBI's taxonomy places the organism in Eukaryota, Metazoa, Chordata, Actinopteri, Cypriniformes, Cyprinidae. The record is from RefSeq and is a predicted model, not a curated record. Gene Ontology annotation, molecular function: chemoattractant activity; type 2 fibroblast growth factor receptor binding; growth factor activity. Gene Ontology annotation, biological process: positive regulation of epithelial cell migration; wound healing; secretion by lung epithelial cell involved in lung growth. Gene Ontology annotation, cellular component: cytoplasm.
GCGUGUGAGUGUGAGCAUGGAGGAAGGGACCUAGAAUGACAGACAAGGAGUAGGGAGGGGUGAGGAGCCAAGAGAGAGACAGCAGCUUUUCUGUGAACCUCCUGGAGGUAGGAGAUCACAUCAGGAGACAGGAUGCCAGGAACAGGGUCGUUUUGACACACAUUCCCUGGAAACGCAGGAGGAAUAAGUGCUGCCAUGAUAAUCAUUCCCAAAUGGGAUUAAUAAAGCACUUUAUAUUUCCAUCAGAAGCUUUACAGACUCACUCCUCAGCCUAAUUCCACAACUUCAUGCUUUCUUCAACGGUCUUAAGUGGAGUUCUCUGGAGCGAGAGGCAUCCAUGCACAUUCACUGAGCAGCAUGUCCCAUGAGAAGUACCAUGAGGAGAUGGACAGUGAGUAACAGUGUGUCUGCAUGCUGGUCGGUGUGUGUCGUCUAUCUUCUCGCCGUCUCUGUGAUCUUCGCGUCCUGCCGCAGCGCAUGUCCCGUGCAGCGGGCGCUCAGGGUCGCCAACUCCUCAUCCGUCUCCGCCUCCACCUCCGGCCGGCAUGUGCGCAGCUACGUGCACCUCCAGGGAGACGUGCGCCAGAGGAAACUCUUCUCCUUCCAGAAGUUCUUCCUUAGGAUCGGGAAAGACGGCAGAGUCAACGGCACCAAGAGCAAAGACGAUCCCAACAGUAUUUUGGAGAUCACAUCAGUGGAUGUUGGGAUCGUUGCCAUCAGAGGAAUCGGGAGUAACCUCUACCUGGCUAUCAGUAAGAAGGGAGAACUGUAUGGAGCGAGAAACUAUGGUGUAAACUGCCGUCUGAAGGAGCGCAUCGAGGAGAACGGGUAUAACACUUACGCAUCCGCGGAGUGGAGGAACAAGAAACGCCAGAUGUUUGUAGGUCUGAGUGCUCAUGGAAAGCCUCUUCGCUUCGAGGGAGAAAAGCAGGCAGGAAGAACGCUGCUAAAUUCUUAUUAA